Molecule: messenger RNA, 540 nt
Organism: Penicillium daleae
Lineage: Eukaryota; Fungi; Ascomycota; Eurotiomycetes; Eurotiales; Aspergillaceae
Exons: 2
Coding region: 1-540 (179 amino acids)
Biological process (GO): proteasome-mediated ubiquitin-dependent protein catabolic process
Molecular function (GO): ubiquitin protein ligase activity
Source: RefSeq, a predicted model, not a curated record
AUGGCGACUAGUGGCACUAUGGCGAGCCCGAUCAUUAUCGUCGAUGACGAUGAAAUACAGAGCCCCGAGCUACGUAUUUCACGACUUAGAAGAGGCCCUCGGCGGGAUUACAGAUACCUAGAUUAUGAGAGGGUGCUCGCUGAAUCAAUCGAUGAUACGACUGGCUCGACAUCAUCACGGAAAAGAAGAAGAACAGAAACGAAGGAGCGGUCUACUUUGGAUGACGCUUUCAAAAAACUUCGAACCACAUUUGACGGUGAAAUCACGAUGUUACGAGAGAGAAACCGAAUGCUCCGGGACGAACUUCGUCUGAAGAGGAACGAGCACCAAAAAGGAAAAGAGGUACUCAUACAACUGAGGGAAAAGCUACGGUGCAAGAUCUGCUACGAGCACCCAGAUCGUUGGGCGACGCUUGCAUGUGGACACAUGUUUUGCUUGUCAUGUGCAGAGAACCCAGAGAACCCUAAGACGCCAAAGAAAUGUCCCCUUUGUAGGGCACCUGUCAAAGGUUUUCUCCCAUGCUACCCAUUUGCAGGAUAA